Molecule: messenger RNA, 3140 nt
Organism: Thunnus maccoyii (southern bluefin tuna)
Lineage: Eukaryota; Metazoa; Chordata; Actinopteri; Scombriformes; Scombridae
Gene: dlgap5
Product: discs, large (Drosophila) homolog-associated protein 5
Exons: 19
Coding region: 132-2954 (940 amino acids)
Biological process (GO): signaling; chromosome segregation; regulation of mitotic cell cycle
Cellular component (GO): spindle pole centrosome; cytoplasm; nucleus
Molecular function (GO): microtubule binding
Source: RefSeq, a predicted model, not a curated record
UUAAGGCAGCAGGACUGAGUCCGUCCGUUGUGCGGACAUUUUAAGUUUUUUUAUUGGCCGCUCAGGAGCAAAAAUUGUUUUUAUACGUGCUUUUUUUGGAAACAGCAAGCUAUUGCUCCAGAUACCUAAACAUGGAGUCUCGGUUUUCCCACCUGCGCCAGCGGGACACCAGUGUGUCGAUGCUGAGGGUGAAAAUGUCCCGCAGAAGGUCUCAGUCCCAGAAGGAGAACCGAGAACGGGCUGUGAACACACGCAGGCAGCUGGACAAGCUCCCAGAGAUGGAUGUCUCUUCCCUGGAUGCCUCCAUCACAGUGGCCAACAUGUCGAUAAUUCAGGAGAAAACACUCAACAAUGCAAAGCCUGUUAAAAGCCAGGCUGCAGAAGAGAGGCUGAAGCAGCUUGAGCGCUGGAAAGAGCGUAAGGCUCUUGAGAAGGAGAAGGAAAUGAGAGAAAAGGGGCGUAAAGGGGUAUUUAAGACUGGCCUGUUUCAUCCAAAGGACACCCAGACCAUUGUCCCAGCUGCAUCAACCAGAGCUAAGGAGACAAAAGUAAACACAGCUCCAUCGCAGAGCACCAGAGUAACCCGUUCAAUGAAAACGCAGCAGCAGCAAGUGCAGAAGCCUCUGAAGACACAGGACCCAAACACUGCAGCAAAGAAAGCUCCUCCAUCAACCAGGAGCCGGGUCACUUCGGUCAAGCCUGCACAACCACCACCUGUGACCAAGACUAAAGUCUGUGCAGUGGAGCCUGUCGUACGAGCUGCGUCGACCAGAUCAGUCAACAGGCCUCCUGUUACAGCAGUUCCUGUGGUGAAAGACAACCCUAAGGACAAGUCUACAGAUGUAAGAACCACAAGGAGCAGAGCUAUUGUCAACCUUACGGCCCCACCUUCUGGCAGAGGAAGGAACUGUAAAGCAGCUGUCGACGUUGUCCAUCCUGCUGAACCCAAGGAGCCUGAGAUGCAGGAGGAAGAAGAAAAACCUCCCAGCCCGACGCCCUGUUCUGAGGAGGUAGACAUGGUGGUGGACCAAGCUCCAGCUGAUGCUGUCCCUGCUGUGGAUUCUGUUGAGGAUUCGUCCUCUUUGACCUCAUUUGCUCCCAAAGGUUUUGUCUUCCAAGCUCCUGCCGGCUUGUUCAAGUUCGAGCCUCUCACUCCUCGCUCGGCAGACGCCUUUCUUACACCAAGCUCCAGCUUCAAUCUUCCCCCGGUCCCCAAGUUCAACAUUGAGCCUCAGGCUGAGCCAAGUGAGCCUUCUCCCCCUAAAUCCCCCCACCGCUCUCCUCCUCGCCCAUCUCCCACAGUGGCCCCUACGACUCCAGGCAGCCCCCUGGAAUCAAAGCACGAUGUGCCGUACUUCAGAUCGGAAAUUGCCAGUGAGACAGACAGACUGAUGUCUCUGUGUGCUCAGUGGGAGUCUAAAGUGGAAGAUGAGUCCAUCCCAGAAGAAAUGAGAGACCGUAUGCGCACAGCGGUUGGCCAGGCGAGGCUGCUGAUGAAAGAGCGUUUUAACCAGUUCAGCGGUCUGGUGGAUGACUGCGAGUUUGGCCGAGGGGAGAAGAUCACCACCUGCACUGACCUGCAAGGAUUCUGGGACAUGGUUUAUUACCAGGUAGAGGAUGUCAAGAAGAAGUUUGACGCCCUCAAAGAAGCAGAGGCCCGAGGCUGGGUGGAGGAGCACAAGCCCCCACCAAGACAGAGGAAAGUAGUCAAGAGACCUGCAGCUGCUCCUGCACCCGCCAAGCCAACAGGAACCAAAGCAGCAGCCAAGUCUCGCCUAGCUGCCGUGAAAGCAGCCAUGAAAGCCAAACAGCAGGCAGCCGAGGCAGAGAAAGCUGCAAAGGCUGCUGCUACCCCCCAACCUGAGGAACCACAACCCCAAGCAGAGGCUCAAAAGACGGACACUGUGGUCUUUGAUGGAGGCUUCUUCCAGGUUGAGAGCCCAGCCAAACCAUCAGGUUCCAUGAGGAGAUCCAGCCGUCUGAGUGCUGCUGUGCUGCCUCAGGCCUCUCCCUGCUCCAGCUAUCUCUCCCCUAGAAGAGUCACUCGACGAUCCCUUGCACUGGCUCAGACCCCCGUUCAGAACCACGCGUCUCCCGCCCAGCCGGUCCAGACUCCCGCCCACCUCCGUCUCACCCUUGACCAAACACCCGGACAAGCACCAAAGUCUCAGCAUGGCACUCCUCAGCCACCCCAGAGCAGAAACGACACUGUAAAUGUCUCUCUUUGCUUCUCACCUGUCAAGGAGGUGCCUUCAGACAACACCCAACCCGAGGGAAACCCUGCAGUCUCCAUGCAGGACAACACCUCUCCGGUUCCUGAAUCGGACACACCCAUACCUGUGCGUUCGCUUCCAUCCAUUUGUGUCAUCCAGGAGCAAGACGAACCAGCUGAGGCUGUUAAUGUCGACAUCCCGCUCUCCCCAAGACUUUCUCUCUCUCCAUGCAAAUCACCUCCUCCAGUCAGCAAGACUCCUGAGCCCUCAUCAGCUCUGAGCUUCACACUGUCACCCUGCCAACCUCCCCUGUCCUCCCCCACUGUGAUCUCCUCUCCUGCUGUGGAGUCUCAAGAGUCCAUGUGUCACACACCAGAAAGCGCAGUCCUUACGGAAACUCCAGGAUUUGACUUUGAGCGUUACUUGCAGACUUCACAGAGAUGUAGCCUGUCACCAAGGGAGGCAGUCACCGUAGAUGCGCCAUCACCCAUGGCAGUGGAUGUGGAGAUGGAGAGCCCCAGGGGUCAAUAUGAGGAUCUGCUAACUCAGGAAGAAGCAGGUUAUGCUCGCUCUCUCACUGUCACCACAGCACUACCAGCAGUGUCUUCAGUGUUAACUCCUCAGUCACCACAGGCCCAGACAGCAGAGUCUGCCCUGUUUCUCUUCACCCCGGACCUGAAGGACCGGAUACGCCAGUCUGUCUGUCCAAGUGACCUCAUGGUCUUCACCCCUCCCUCUUAAUGUGUAGCAAAGAGAUUUCUUUUAAAUGUGUUGUUUUGUCAUGUAUUGACUGCUUUUGUUACUCCCUUUGCAAAAAAAGAUAUAUCUGGGUGAUUCUGACAUUUAUUUUUAAUUACUGGGAAAAAAAAAAAAAAAGUUUUGUCUCACAAGAAUUUCUGAUUAAAAGUCCUAGUCACAACCAGGAAA